GCCGAGCCCCUGUGGCUGAAUUUGAGGAAGAUCGCUUCAGAUACUUCCCCCCGAGUUGGCAGUGACUCACUCGGCGGCCACAGACAGUUGGGUGAAGUGUGUGCAGAAGUUGCUGCACACAUUAACCACAGAGGCAACCCACAACCCAACCAGCAGUCCAAAGGCACGAACUCUCUCUCUCUCCUCCGAAUUGUUGGCCCAGCACCUUCUAAGAGACUUGCGAGAGCCCAAACGGACCCGGACCAAGCCAAGACUGCAGAUUCCCUGUCCAGGAACGCGGGUCCGACUACUUGCAAGGCUGCUUUGGGAGGGGAAGGAAUCCCCGCCGAAGGACAUUAAUGGAUUUCUGUGGUGUUUAAACUCUCUAUAGAGGCAACUGUAAAUAUUUGAUGAGCUACAGUAUAUAACGCCGUGAUAGCCGGUUGACCUUUGAAAACCUCAGGUCACGCUCUUUGAAGCCCGCUCCGUCCUUGGCUCUAAUCGGGGUUUUUUUUUUCCCCACCGCGAAAAGAGACUGCAUUUAACCUGGAUUGAGGCUUGAGGCUAGGGAUGGGGGCUCGUUUUUGGAAACGAUAGGAAAUUAACUACUGAAAACUCUAGAUUCCCCCCUUCCCCUCCCCUCCGUGCGCGUGUGUGGCUUUGAACGGAUGUCUUACAUUUCCUUUGCUCCAAACUUCUCUCCGUGUGUGGGAUGUCGGCAGGCCCUUUGAUUUGAAAAACACUGGCAAUGCCCAAGGGAAGGACUUCUCUAAAUCUAUAGGUUUUCCAGUUUUGCUUUUCAAGAGAGUCCCUCAGACACGCAUCCAGCACAGCCUGAAACUGGAUGCUUGGAUUAGCUGUGGCAGGACCAGGAAGCCGAGAUUUCCCCCGCUCUGUGUCGUGGCCGAUCCGCAUCCACUUCGGGCCUGGCUCCGCUCCUCCUGCCCCUCCUGCUCCGGGGUCCAAAGCCGCCCUCUGCCCUUUUAUGUGGGUCUCCCGCGAGCCGCAGGCUGAAGAGUUGCGCCCCUCCUGCCGCUUUGUCCGAAGUCCUCUGCGGAGCUUUUUCACUCAAAAGGCUUGUUGUGAUGCGUAUCCCCGUAGAUACCAGCACCAGCCGCCGCUUCACGCCGCCCUCCACCGCGCUGAGCCCGGGCAAGAUGAGCGACGCGCUGCCGCUGGCCGGCCACGAGAACAGCAGCGGCGCCCUGGCGGGGAAGCUGAGAAGCGCCGAUCGCAGCAUGGUGGAGGUCCUGGCCGAUCACCCCGGAGAGCUCGUCCGCACCGACAGCCCCAACUUCCUCUGCUCGGUUCUGCCGACCCACUGGAGGUGCAACAAGACUUUGCCCAUCGCCUUCAAGGUGGUAGCCUUAGGAGAUGUCCCUGAUGGAACUUUGGUCACAGUAAUGGCUGGGAAUGAUGAAAACUAUUCUGCAGAACUCAGAAAUGCUACCGCUGCAAUGAAAAACCAAGUAGCCCGAUUCAAUGACUUGAGAUUUGUGGGUAGAAGUGGAAGAGGGAAGAGCUUCACCUUGACCAUCACAGUCUUCACAAAUCCACCACAAGUAGCGACAUACCAUAGAGCCAUCAAAAUAACAGUGGAUGGACCCCGAGAACCAAGAAGACACCGUCAGAAACUAGAUGAGCAGACAAAGCCUGGGAGUUUGUCCUUUUCAGAGCGUCUGAGUGAACUGGAGCAGUUGCGCCGUACAGCCAUAAGGGCCAGCCCACACCACCCAGCCCCCACACCUAAUCCAAGAGCUUCCUUGAAUCACACCACUGCUUUUAACCCUCAGCCUCAAAGCCAGAUUCAGGAUACAAGGCAGCUUCAACCAUCUCCCCCUUGGCCUUAUGAUCCAUCUUAUCAAUAUCUAGGACCAAUUGCAACUCCAUCAGUGCAUCCAACAACACCAAUUUCACCUGGAAGGGCUAGUGGAAUGACAUCCCUGUCUGCUGAACUUUCUAGCCGACUGACAGGUGCUUCUGACUUAACAGCAUUCAGUGAUCCAAGAGUAGGAAUUGAUCGUCCCUUCCCUGCAAUUCCUUCCAUUUCUGAUCCUCGCAUGCACUAUCCAGGAGCAUUUGCCUAUACUCCAACACCUGUCAGCUCAGGAAUAGGAAUUGGUAUGUCUGCCAUGACCACUGCUACCAGAUACCACACUUAUCUACCGCCUCCAUACCCAGGUUCUUCUCAGGCUCAAAGUGGCCCAUUUCAGACCAGUUCGCCCUCUUAUCAUCUCUACUAUGGAACAUCAGCAGGAUCGUACCAGUUCUCCAUGAUGUCUGGAGGAGACCGGUCUCCUCCACGUAUUCUUCCUCCUUGCACUAAUGCUUCUACGGGAUCUACUCUCCUCAACCCCAAUCUUCCAAAUCAAAAUGAUGUUGUGGACACAGAAGGUAGCCAUAGCAACUCCCCUACUAACAUGGGAACCACAGCAAGGCUAGAAGAAGCAGUAUGGCGACCAUAUUGAAAGAUUAUUAGCAAAAAUAGUCUGGGACUAAAAUGUUCUACCUUUUGGUGACCAUGGUUUCCUCAUGAAUGUUUAUAGAUCUCUCUGAGAAACAAUCAGUUCAGAAGUAAUUAUUUCCAGGAAUGGUGUCACAAUGUUAUCCAGUAGAUUUUAGUCAGUGAGGUGAUAAUACUCCAUAAAAGUAUACUUGUCCAAAGGCUGAACUUCUGAGAAUGAGAGCAUUUAAGAUGGCAGUACUCACUUUGUCUAUAGGUAUGGAGAAAAGUAGAUGCUCUGUGUUUUCAGAGCCUGAGACUUCAAACAAAGUUUUGGAGCACCCCAAAGCUUGUAAAGAGUAUUUUGUUUAGCAUCUGAUUUGGAGAUUGAAACCUAACACAAUCUCAAUGAUCUUAAUCAACCAUUUUGUCAUGUGAGUUAAAAAGAAGUAUAAGAAGAUUCUCAGAGAGAAACUGUGAAUGCUUCUGAUUUAGCAAUGCUGUGAAUGAGAGAUUUUAUAUCCUGGAACUAUUUUUUUUAACCAAGUUGUAUAUUCCAAAGAGUAUGGCAAUUCUUUCUUACUUCUUUUUAAGGAUGGAACUCAUCCUUCUUUGCAUAUUAUUUUUUAUUUCCUUUUUUUGGCACCUUAAAAUUUGCAAAAAGAUUUAAUCUUUUUUUAAAAAAAAUGUGCUUGCUUUUCUUGUACUUUGUCAUCUUGAAGGUAUAAAUCCUUCCACUUCUGGGGGAAUAAUCUAAUUCUUCCUUUAAUAUAAAAAGAGCAACAGCCGUGAGUCCUUUUCAACUACUGAAAACAUAUAUGAUGAGUUAACACAAUAUUUAUGCUCAGCAUUGAAAUUUUUUGUUUGAUACUUUUAUUAUUUAAAUAUGCUUAAAGAUAAGCACAUGCAUUUUUGUAGCAACCAAAGUUUAAAAUUAUCACAUAUAUAAAAUGGCUGGAAUAAUUAUGGGUAAUGUGAUUUUAAUUAUUUAGAAGUAUUGUUUACAUUUAGCUUCCAUUUCACUUUCAACAUUCAAUAUCCAAUGAAGUUGUUUUGUCCAGUUGAGAACUCAGAAUUAUUUUAUAUGUUAGUAUAAUAGAAAUAUAUUGGUGUCUGUGAGUCUCCAUUUUAUAAAAGAAGAACUUUGCACCAAAUUUUGGCACAAUUUUCUUUAGACAGUGGUUGUGGGACACAGACGAACACUGGGAGGCAGUGGCUGAAUGGUAGUCUCUGAUAGUACUCAGAGUUUCUGGCACAGCUGGAUGUUAUACUGUACCAAGAUCUAAAAGCAACAGAACUGAGUAGUAAAAUCAAGCAUAGCUGGAUGCUGUGAUACCCUAUUAGUAUGUAGCUUCUAUAUUAUGGGCAUAAUCUGACAAAAUCCUGGAUGUUUUACCCUAAACCCAUGGUGUGAACCUAUGGCACUCCAGAUG
This is a messenger RNA of Sphaerodactylus townsendi, 3855 nucleotides long. RefSeq names its product RUNX family transcription factor 1 (gene RUNX1). The record is from RefSeq and is a predicted model, not a curated record. The coding region runs from base 1065 to 2447 and encodes 460 amino acids. Gene Ontology annotation, biological process: regulation of transcription by RNA polymerase II; hemopoiesis; regulation of cell differentiation. NCBI's taxonomy places the organism in Eukaryota, Metazoa, Chordata, Lepidosauria, Squamata, Sphaerodactylidae. Gene Ontology annotation, cellular component: nucleus. Gene Ontology annotation, molecular function: RNA polymerase II cis-regulatory region sequence-specific DNA binding; DNA-binding transcription factor activity, RNA polymerase II-specific; ATP binding. The transcript is spliced from 6 exons.